GAUGUCGCCACUGUAAACGGAGAUUAGGUUUUUCCAGCUGUAUUACGGAGGAAGAGGAAAGCCCAUCGCUGUUUGCUCCGCGGAUUGAAAGCUUGCUCCAUCACCGCAUCUUAUGGCGGUGCCGAAGGAGGUUUUGUCGAGUAAAAUGGACAUUAAGCUAACAGCGGGCGAUGCGUCGUAGUGUUUAAGAAAAACUUAAACCGGGACUAAGCCAUACGUCAUCUGAAUGUGAAAAAUCAGCGUUCGACGUUUCUGUGCUGAAGUCGGCAAGUUGCUAAUUGGAUACAGCUGGCCAUACCAGCAGUGGCGGGCCUAUUUCGGAGGUGGAACAAUAUGGCUACUGGCACUAGUAGGCCUAAUAUGGGUUGCAGAUCUAGUGACCACUCCAGCCCGACAACCGAAGUCCAACCGGAUUAUGGACAAGGUCACGGACAUUAUUUCACAAAAAAAAUUUUUCAUAAGCCGACUUAUUGUCACCAUUGUACAGAUAUGCUUUGGGGACUCAUAGGUCAAGGAUAUAUAUGUGAAGUAUGUAAUUUUAUUGUCCAUGAACGCUGUUUAAGGACAGUAGUAUCUCCUUGUUCAACUAUAGCAACAAGCACAAUUAAGAAUCCAGUUCCACAUUGCUGGAGUGAACUUGGGCAUCUUAAACGAAAAUUUUGCAAUGUAUGCAGAAAAAGAAUUGAAGAUAGUUGUGCAGUGAGAUGUGAAGUAUGUGAAUAUUGUGUCCAUCAAGAAUGUCAAGAUUUUGGAGUGGCAGACUGCAAAGAAUGUGCUACUUAUGUACCAAGUCAAGAUCAACCUUUAGUGCAAUAUCAUCAUUGGAGAGAAGGAAAUCUUCCUGGAAAUUCAAAAUGUCAUUUUUGUAAGAAGACAUGUUGGUCAGCAGAAUGUUUAACUGGAAUGCGAUGUGAAUGGUGUGGACUUACUUCUCAUGCAACAUGUUAUAAGAACAUACCUCCAGAGUGUAACUUUGGUGUAGUACAAAGUAUAAUGCUUCCUCCUAGUUGUGUGAUUAUACCUCGUACAGAUGUCCCUUUAGAAACAAUCAUAGGAGUGCAGUCACGGAGAAGAGAGACCACUUCUCUUUCCUCUCAUUAUGUAGCACGUAGUAUAUCUGAAGAAUUCUCCUCAACAAGUGAUUUAAAAAAUAAGGAAUUUGAUGAUUAUCCUUCUCCUAAAGAAAAGGAUAAAGAUGAAGAGCUCAUUAAAGUCUAUGAUGGUAAUGGAUCUAUGAAAAGAAAAUUGUAUAGAACAAUAUCAGUAUCAAGAAGUGCAACAAGGGAACAAAUAAUUGGCGCUGCUCUUAGAGCUUUUCACAUUUACGAUGAUCCAAAGCAUUAUUACUUAACAGAUGUUUAUGAUCAAGAAGAAAAAGAACUCGGAGAAUUUAUGCCUGUUCACAGUCUUACCAGGCGGGAAAACAAGAGACCUUCUAUUUACCUAAGAUUUCGGCCACCAGAUGCUGAUGCUGGAACAAUUAAAGUUUAUCAAGGAAAACUUAGUGUUAUGGAAAGCCACCAAGUAAUUGAUGUUACCAGUGACACUAGUGUAGAGGAGAUCAUGAUAACAACAAUGGAAAAAUAUGGAUUGGAUCCUGCUGAUAUCAAUAAAUUCCGUCUUAGUGAAGUUACUUUAGAUAAGGGAUCUGUUCAUGAAAGAGUAAUGGACAAUCAAGAAUCUCCAUGGGAACUUUUGAAGAAUGUAGCGAGGGAAUCUGUCAGGCAAAAAGAACUGACUAGGUUUUAUUUAAGACAAAAGGAAGAUUUACAUAGUUCUACUGUUGCCCUGUUUGUAGGAAAUCUUCCUCCUAAUUUAUCAGAACGUCAAUAUGAAAAUAUUUUAGUAGAUCUUCUUGGAAAACCUUAUAAAUUUCGUCAGAUAGGUCCUAUAUAUUAUGAAUAUGGUUCUUUAAUUAUUACUUAUGAUAAUGCAGAUAUUGCUGUUAAGGCAUUUUAUAUGCUUCGAGAAACUAAAUAUGAAGAUAAAGCACUUUUAGUUCUUCUGUUACCAAAUAUAAUUCCUGAAAUGAUUCCUAAUGGAAUUAGACCAUUACUUGUUUUUGUUAAUGUCAAAAGUGGAGGCUGUCAAGGGCUGGAAUUAAUUUCUUCAUUUCGAAAGUUAUUAAAUCCUUAUCAAGUUUAUGACUUAGAAAAUGGUGGUCCUCUUCCUGGGUUAUAUGUGUUUCGGCAUAUUAGAGAUUACAAAAUUUUAGUUUGUGGAGGUGAUGGAACAGUAGGUUGGGUUCUUCAGUGUUUAGAUAAUGUCGGUCAAGAUUCUGAAUGCCAGUCUCCUGCUUGUGCCAUUGUACCUUUAGGAACUGGUAAUGAUUUAGCUCGUGUACUUCGUUGGGGACCAGGUUACACUGGAGGAGAAGAUCCAUUAACUUUGCUCAAAGAUGUUAUUGAUGCAGAAGAGAUAAGAUUAGAUAGGUGGACAGUUGUUUUUCGUUCUGAUGAAAAGACAGAAGACAAGCAAGCCUGUGUUAGUAACAGUUCUGGUUCAACAUCUGAAGAUACUGCCAUCUUUGUGAUGAAUAACUAUUUUGGAAUUGGUAUUGAUGCUGAUUUAUGUCUAGAUUUUCAUAAUGCUAGAGAAGAAAAUCCAAAUAAAUUUAAUAGCAGACUUCAUAAUAAAAGUGUUUAUGUUAAAAUGGGUUUAAGAAAGAUGGUAAGUAAGAAAACAUGGAAAGAUUUACAGAGAGAAAUUAGACUUGAAGUUGAUGGGAAAGUUAUUGAUUUGCCUCCUGUAGAAGGAAUCAUUAUUCUUAAUAUUUUAAGUUGGGGAUCAGGUGCAAAUCCUUGGGGUCCAGAAAAAGAAGAUUUAUUUUCUAAACCAACUCAUUAUGAUGGCAUGUUGGAAAUUGUUGGGGUUACUGGAGUUGUACAUAUGGGACAGAUUCAAAGUGGUUUAAGAAGUGCCAUUCGUAUUGCACAGGGAGGUAGUUUACGCAUACGAUUAAAUACUGAAAUGCCAGUGCAAGUUGAUGGUGAACCAUGGGUCCAGAGUCCUGGAGAAGUUGUUGUAAUCAGGUCAGCACUUAAGGCUACCAUGUUAAAGAAGAGUAAAACCAAAAUUAAACGAAGAAAUACAGAACCAAGUAUGAUUGUGUCAACUAUGGAUGUCUGCAAUCAAGCGACUUCUGCAUCGGGCAGUUCUACUCAAACAACAGGACCAUUCUAAUAUAGCAUAACAGAUGUUGUCUGGUUAGAAUAGCCAGCUGUUGAUGGUAUGUCUUGCUUAUACCCCUGUCCAUGAUUCCUCUUUUCUGCUGCCUGUAUAACCUUUCUUAGUCAUAUUACAGAGGCAGUGUUUCUUCUAGUAUUGCCCCAUUGUAUAAAACAAAAUAGUCCAAACAAUCCAGUUUCAUUCUGUAUCUUGUCAGACUCUACGAACAAAUUAUUGAAUUUGACUGAGUUUAUAAUAACAGCUAUGGUGCCAAUUUAAUAAAUUAAAAAAAAAAAACCUCAUUAAGCCCAACUGAUAUAAAUUAAAGUUUUAAUCAGUUUCAAUUUAAGUUUUUGCUAAAAUUUGUCAGUAAUAAAUUAAUCAUAAAGUUGUUUGUUUAUAUACAGUAUAUAUUAUACUUUAUAUGCUAAACAUCAAUAGCAUAAACAUGCAUAUAAAUAAAGCAAAAAUUUGAUCUGAUGGAAAUUAUAUAUAUAUACAUUCUUUAUAAUUAUAUAAUGAUAAAAAUUAUAAACUUUUGUAAUUAAAACAAUUAUUAAAUCUAAAAUGAGUAUUUGUAAGCAUAAAAAAAGUUUUAUUCAUACAGUUGAUAAAUGAGUAUAUAUAUUUAUGUAUAUAUAUGUACUGUAUAUGAAAGUAAAGCAUAUUAUGUAGCAAUAUUUGCAUUAAGUUUUUAUCCUCCUCAAAGAUAUUUGGAGUGAUUAUUUAUUUAAUAGGCAUUUCAGAGAAUUAACAUUUUUUUGAUAGAUAUAAAAAUAUUUGAAUAAUAAAUUAGCUUUGUUUAAUCUAUGCUAUGGAAUGCUAAUUACUAACAUCAAAAAUCUAAAUUGGACAUAGCUGUUGAUUUUAUUGAGGAUUAUAUUGUGUAAAAUAUAUGUAUUGUAUUAAUACUUUCAGAUUGUUGCAUGCAGCCCUAUUAUCCUUUGUUCGUGUAAUUUGAUUUCUGUUGUGUCUACAUCUAAAAGUCACAGCUUUAUGAUAAAAAUAAUAAAAAUUAAAGAAAAAUAAUAAUCUUGAAAGUAUAUUUAUUUUUUGCUAAAAAAAAAUAUUUCAUGACACCAAUUUAAAAA
This is a messenger RNA of Centruroides sculpturatus (bark scorpion), 4259 nucleotides long. RefSeq names its product diacylglycerol kinase theta-like. Gene Ontology annotation, molecular function: ATP-dependent diacylglycerol kinase activity; nucleic acid binding. The coding region runs from base 334 to 3183 and encodes 949 amino acids. The record is from RefSeq and is a predicted model, not a curated record. NCBI's taxonomy places the organism in Eukaryota, Metazoa, Arthropoda, Arachnida, Scorpiones, Buthidae. Gene Ontology annotation, biological process: intracellular signal transduction; lipid phosphorylation; diacylglycerol metabolic process. The transcript has 21 exons.